Chelmon rostratus (copperband butterflyfish) is the source of this 2132-nucleotide messenger RNA. RefSeq lists its product as uncharacterized. The transcript has 2 exons. The record is from RefSeq and is a predicted model, not a curated record. The coding region runs from base 853 to 1191 and encodes 112 amino acids. NCBI's taxonomy places the organism in Eukaryota, Metazoa, Chordata, Actinopteri, Chaetodontiformes, Chaetodontidae.
CAGGAACAGAAAGUGAAGACUUGUCAAGAUGUCUGGGUGAGGGGGACCAGAACAGAGCAGAAGCCAGAUGCCAAAACAGAAUCAACAGAAGUUUGAGCAGCUGACUGGAUUAGACAGGAGGGGAGAGCUGACCUGCCGCUUCACAAGUGCCUGUGGGACACACCCAAAUUGAACCAGCUCGCCACAACUGGAUUAAACUAAACUGAAAGUUCAAGAGGACAAGAGAAGAAGGAGAGCAGGACAACAGCUGCUGGAAUGCCAAGCAGCUUAAACGAACUUGGAUGAAGUGCAAAUUUCGGCUUCUUCCUCCUUCAUUGAGACCAGGCUCAUCGCAAGUGGCCGAUUUCAAAGAGAACCUUGUUAUAAACAAACAUCUUUCGGGUGUGUUUAAAGAAUGCCUUGGCUCUGUGAACGCCCCUCCGGACACUUUAAAGGAAGGAGGCAUGGAUGAAGUCCACCUCCGUACUUCCAGCGUCUCCAUUUAACAUAAACAGCACAAGCCCGAGCACACACUCAGGUCUCAUAGAUAGAGCUGUGUUUCAGGGCAACUGUCCAAACUGAUCAUCGUGAGUAGAAACAUCUGACCCGACAGCUGUUGGAUUGGUGGACGUUUGAUGUUUUGCUGAACAUUAAGCAUAAAAAACUUCGUAUCUCACCACUUUAAAGCCGGAACCAGACUACGCAAAAGGACUUUUAUCUUGAAUUAACACUAUAUCGUAAUUAUUUUGGAGUCUCCCGCACCCUAAAAUGCACAUUUAUUAACUUACACACUUCACAGGCCUCUGGAGGAUUUACUAAAUCUUUACAGCUGCCACACAGACUCAUCUAAAAGGAGCUCCGUCUCUGAAGGCCAUGGACGGGAAAACAGACAGCAUCCAGGAUUUUUUCAACCAGCUUUGGAGCUUCGCUUCGGACAAACACCACCAGGGGGUCUACAACACGGUCUGCCUGGUGGUCCUCCUGACUCUUCCCUUGCUGGUCCUCCUCACCACGUUGGUGGUGUGCUGCCACUGCUGCUGCUGUCGCCAUGCCAACGGCUGCUGUUGCUGCUGCUGCUGCAGAGACGCCAUGGCAACGGCAAGGUCAGAAACAAAGAAGAAGAAGAAUUCGGCCAACAACACCGAAGACCUGUGGAUCUCUGUCAAAACGGGGCCGAUGACACCGGACAGGGUCGCCCUGGCCAUGGUGUAGAAGGUCGCUGUUAGUUUAAGAUCGCUGAUCCCGGGUCAGUUGGUGCAGUGGAGCUGAUGGAGCAUCUCAAAAGUGUAAAACUGGCUUGGACUGAAAAGGAAGCUGGGACAUUUUUAGAAGCGAUUCACAUUGCAAUGGGCAUAUAUUUGGUUGAAACAUAAACAGUGUACAGAUUCUUGUCAUUUUGUGUGUAUGUGAGCAGUGUUUACAGCAUUUUGUAUGAGCUUUUUAGUGUGUGGUACAGAAAGGAAGAAAUAUGCUAGACAGAGGCAUAUACAGCACAUAUCUGCAAAAUGUGUGUAUGUGUGAGUGGGUCAGAGAGCCAGAGUGUGUGUGUGUGUGUGUGUGCGUGUGUGAGUGGGAGAGAGAGAGAGAGAGAGAGAGAGAAAAGUACAGUGUUAUUGAGAGCACUUUGUUCUUAGAGCUCCCAUGUGAAAUUCAUUGCAUCUGUAUUUGGGAGAGAGAGCCAAUUUAAGGUCUGCCCAGCGUUCAGACGGCUGCAAUGCUGCCGACUCUUCACAAUCAGCCUGCAAUCGGGGCUGGUGAUUGACUCUCACUUUCUAAAUUGGCAGCCACUGACGUCCAAAAAGUUGAACUCGUGGGAUGCAGAAAGAAAACCAGGGCUUCUUUCAUUUUGAUUUCUCUCCUGCUCUCACCCUGUUUGUUUUAAUAUGAUACAGCGCAGGCCACAGGAGAGACACAUCUCCCAGUCCUGGUUUUUAAGAGUGUCGCAGGAUUGUGGACCGAAGGCCAAACCCACACUCCAAAUGUAAGAAAACCAGUAAAGAAUAAAACUAUAAUCUUCCCAAAAUGAAAAACAGAUCUUUGAAUUCAACACUAGAGAACAGCCAUAUUGUAUAAGUCAGUGAUGUUUUCUGGGACUGUAUUUUUAAUGAAGUUUUGGAUUUAAGUGAUCAAAUAAAAAAAAUCCUCCUCCUUUA